GAGCUUUUUUUUUUUUUUUCCCUUCCUUUCUUUUGCCUUUUUUUUUUUUUUUUUUUUUUUUUUUUUUGGUAACGAUGUGCUAAAAUCUCUCCUGCAAACCGCCCUUGCAGAAGAGAAAGAACUUAAGUGGCUAAUAUUUUGCAAAGGAGACAGAUUGAUACUGCAAUAUAGCUCUCAUCUCUUUCCCUUCUCCCCAGUUAGAUGCUGGUUUUAAUUGCAGAGGGUAUUUCUCUUUUCGUGCUUUCAACCAUCUCCUCUUUCCCACAGGGGAGGGUUUCAUUUGCAAGUUGAUCCUAAGGAUUUCUGUUCCUCUGGCAUUUCUCUCCCCUAAAUGCAUCUUUCUGCUCUUAAGUUUGCGGAUGGGGGGCAAUUUUUUCUAGUUCUUACACGAGGAAGGCAAAAAAGGACCUUUUUAUUGGGAGAUUGAGACUAAAAGCAAUGAUCGCUCCGAAUCAUUCUAAUGGGCAUUUCAGGGAUUCAAGGAAGGCUGCAUCACCGCCGGUAUUAUUCCCAUCCUUAGCGUUUCCCUGUACCCAUACAUUUAAAAUAUCUGGUGAAAGGAAGGGUGAAACCAUAUGUUGAAGGAGCUGCAUCUCAUUAGGGCAGUAUUAUUUUCAUCUGAUUGGAGAAGAAUGGUGUCUUCAUUCGGAAUCGUGUAUAGUAGGAUAGAGAAUUUAUCGGCUGGUAAGUGUCAAGGUAUUUUUUUCUUCCACUUUCAGCUUUUUAACUGGGUCUCCUGCUUGGUCCUGGGGGCACAAAAUGCCCUAAUCCAAGGCAGGCUGAGCGUGUCAAUCCUAGGUGCCUCUUCAGCUGUCACUUCCCUUUAGAUCUGCUGAUCGCAUGGGCAUGUGCUUUAGAAAGAUUAAUCAUCUCUAAAUGCUUUAAUCAGCUAAAAUGACUAAUAUGUGGCGUGUAUUUACCUGAUAAUAGACCAGUUGCGUUAAUUCACCGGUGCAUUUGCGAGGGGAAGAUUUCCUUCCCAAUCAGGGUCGUUAACCAUUUACUCCGGUAAAGAUACUGUGGGGAUUUCUGGGGGGAACCGUUCUGCCAGGGACAUCAGCAAACCUCACACAUUCCUCGGAACUCGCGUGUGGAAUAUAUCAAGCCGGGAGGGAGGGAGAUUUGAGGGUGGAGGUUGAAUAACUUUGGGAGUUUGCAUGGAUGAAGGAUGUGGUGCGACACUGGAGAUAUGUGCCCACUUGGUGUGUGGUUCCCCCUUCCCCCCCCCCGAGUCAAGGCGGGUUGUGAUGGCUCCUGGGCUAAAAUUGCACAUGGGGAUGAGAUCGGGGCAGUUCCGGAGCCUGGGAAACGUGGAGAGACGCAACACGUUCGGUGUGCUCGUGGUGCUGCGUGGGGCUGCAUGUGCUGUCCUCUUUAUAGGUGGCAUUUACCACAGGGAGGGGAGGAAGGCAGGCUGCUAUCGCGUGAUGGAGCCGUCUAACAUCUCUGAAGUAUAAAUCAGGGCAAGGCUCACCCAGCCGACACCCCUGGAGUUGGUUGGAAACGUCUGCCCAACAAUUGCUGAACUUUGCAGGAGCCUGACAUGAGUCCAGCAGGUAGGGGCUUAAGGAAAGGAGAGGGGCAGGGCGGAAAUACUGAAAUCUGCGUUUUUCUUCCCGUUGCAGUUUUGUAAACAUCAACAAAUUAUGAAACCUUCCACGGCAGAGACGCUUCAUAAAGGAAGGAUGUUGUGGAUAAUUCUUCUAAGCACAAUUGCUCUAGCAUGGACUACACCUAUUCCCUUGAUAGAGGACUCGGAGGAACUGGAUGAGCCCUGCUUUGAUCCAUGUUACUGUGAAGUGAAGGAGAGCCUUUUCCAUAUACAUUGUGACAACAAGGGAUUUAUAAAUAUUAGUCAGAUAACAGAGUCGUGGUCAAGACCUUUUAAACUUUAUCUGCAGAGGAAUUCCAUGAGGAAAUUGUACACCAACAGUUUUCUUCACUUGAACAAUGCUGUAUCUAUUAACCUUGGGAACAAUGCACUGCAGGACAUUCAGACGGGGGCUUUUAACGGGCUCCGAGUUCUGAAGAGGUUGUAUUUGCACGAAAACAAAUUGGACAUUUUCAGGAACGACACUUUCCUGGGUUUGGAAAGUCUGGAAUAUCUGCAGGCAGAUUACAAUGUCAUUAAACGGAUUGAAAGCGGGGCAUUUCGAAACCUAAGUAAAUUGAGGGUCCUUAUCCUAAAUGACAAUCUUAUCCCCAUGCUCCCCACCAACUUAUUUAAGUCCGUGUCCUUAACCCACUUGGACUUGCGCGGGAACCGCCUCAAAGUCCUUUCAUACCGCGGGAUGUUGGACCACAUUGGCAGGAGCCUGAUGGAGAUCCAGCUGGAGGAGAACCCGUGGAACUGUACGUGCGAGAUCGUGCAGCUCAAGAGCUGGCUGGAGCGCAUCCCCUACACCGCUCUGGUGGGGGACAUCACCUGCGAGACCCCCUUCCACUUCCACGGGAAGGACCUGCGGGAAAUCAAGAGAAGCAAGCUCUGCCCCAUGCUGUCUGACUCCGAGGUGGAAGCCAGCCUGGGCAUCCCUCAGCUGUCCUCCAGCAAGGAGACCGCGUGGCCUACGAAGCCUUCCUCCAUGCUGUCCUCCUUCCACUUCACCGCUUCCUCUGUUGAGUACAAAACAUCCAACAAGCAGCCCAAGCCCACCAAGCAGCCCAGGGCGCCCCGGCCUCCCCCGACCCCCCGUGGCCUGUACCCCGGGCCCAACCAACCGCCCGUGGCUGCCUACCAGACCCGGCCCCCCAUCCCCAUCAUCUGCCCCACCGGCUGCUCUUGCAGUUUGCACAUCAACGACCUGGGCCUGACGGUCAACUGCAAGGAGCGGGGGUUCCACAACAUCUCCGAGCUCCUGCCCAGGCCCUUGAACGCCAAGAAGCUGUACCUGAGCGGGAAUUUGAUCCAGAAAAUCUACCGCUCCGAUUUCUGGAAUUUUUCCUCCUUGGAUCUCUUACACCUGGGGAACAACCGGAUCUCCUACGUGCAGGACGGGGCGUUCAUCAACCUGCCGAACCUCAAGAGCCUGUACCUGAAUGGGAACGACAUCGAGCGGCUCACCCCGGGCAUGUUCCGGGGCCUGCAGAGUUUGCAUUACCUGUACUUCGAGUACAACCUGAUCAGGGAAAUCCAGCCGGCAGCCUUCAGCCUCAUGCCCAACCUGAAGCUCCUCUUCCUCAACGACAACCUGCUCCGCACGCUGCCCACCGACGCCUUCGCCGGCACCUCCCUGGCGCGCCUCAACCUGCGCAACAACCACUUCCUGGCGCUGCCGGUGGCCGGGGUGCUGGAGCACCUGCACGCCAUCGUGCAGAUCGACCUGAAGCUCAACCCCUGGGACUGCACCUGCGAGCUGGUGCCGCUGAAGCAGUGGCUGGAGGCGCUCAGCUCCGUCAGCGUGGUGGGCGAGGUGCUGUGCGCCAGCCCCGAGCCGCUGGCCCGCCGCGACCUGCGCUCGCUGGAGCUGGCCGCGCUGUGCCCCGCCGCCCUGCGCCCCGCCGCCGCCGCCGCCGCCUCGCCCCCCGCCGCCGCCCCGCCGCCGCCCGCCGCCACCGGCGCGGCCGCCUACGAGCUGCCCCCGGCCGCCGCGGCCGCGGCCGUGCCGCUCUCCGUGCUCAUCCUCAGCCUCCUCGUCCUCUUCUUCUCCGCCGUGCUCGUGGCCGCCGGGCUCUUCGCCUUCGUGCUGCGCCGCCGCCGGCGGAAGCUGCCGUUCCGCGGCCCGCGGGCGGAGGCGGCGGACCUGGGCGCGGUGCCGCUGCGCUGCCCGCGGCUCUUCCCCGAGGGCGGCGGCGGCGGCGGCGGCGGCGGCGGCGGCGGGGGGGGCCCCGGGGAGCGGUCCCCGGAGAAGGCGCCCCCGGCGGGCCACGUCUACGACUACAUCCCGCACCCGGUGACCCAGAUGUGCAACAACCCCAUCUACAAGCCGCGGGAGGAGGAGGAGGCGGCGGGCGGCUGUGCCGGCGGCGGCGAGGCGGCCGAGCUGCUGCGGGGCGGCGGCGAGCGCGGCUUCUCCCACCCCGCCGCCUCCGCCGCCGCGCCGGAGCCGGGCAGCAGCUACCGCACCUUGCUGGAGAAGGAGCAGGAGUGGAGCCUGGCCGUGUCCAGCUCGCAGCUCAACACCAUCGUGGCCGUGCACCGCCAGCACCCCGCGGGCGGAGGGCUGGCGGCGGGCGGGCUCGGGGCGGCGGCGGCGGGGGGAGCCCCGCGGGACCGCGACCGCCCGCCGCCCUGCGCCGUGGGGUUCGUGGACUGCCUGUACGGCACCGUGCCCAAGCUGAAGGAACUGCACGUCCACCCCCCCGGCAUGCAAUACCCGGACCUGCAGCAGGACGCCAGGCUGAAGGAGACCCUGCUCUUCACGGCCGGCAAGGGCUUCCCGGACCACCAAACCCCCACAAGCGAAUACCUCGAGUUAAGGGCCAAACUCCAAACCAAGCCGGAUUACCUCGAAGUCCUGGAGAAGACCACGUACCGGUUCUGACCGCCGCCCCGCCGCCCGCCCGGCCCCGCCGCCCGCGAGCAGAGGAUACAGCUGUGCGCUCUGCCCCGCCAGAUGUGCGCGCUGCGGGGCAGGGCCCUUCUCAGAUCAGUUGUCGACGAAGUGCCUUCGCAGACUUUUGCCAGCAGAUGUUAAUCAAUCAUUAUUUUUUAUACUGAAACUGAGACUUUGACUGUGCCAUGUCUAAAGGUAUAUUAUUAUUAUAUUAUUAUUAUUAUUAUCGGGGAUCUUUGUAUUGAUCCUGAUUGAGUAAAUUCUAUGUGUGUCUCUUUCUCUCUUUUUUCUUUUCCCUUUUAUUUUCUUUAUUCUUGUUGUUUGUUUUGUUCGUUGGUUGGCUCUUUUUUUUUUUUUUUUUUUUUUUUUUUUCCUCGUUGGCAGUAAACUUCCUUGAUAUUUUCCCUUGGAGGGGAGGGGGAGGGAAGAUGGCAUUUUGUGGCUUGCUUUCUUCUUGCCCAUCAUGGCACAGAUUCUGUACAUUUAUUUAAAAGAGAAAAAAAAAAAUGCAAAGAAGCAAACGAGCGCAGUUUGCUGCAUGCCUGGAAACUGCAAGAGGGAAGGGAGGGGAGGGUCUUGCUCGAAUGUCUCACUCUUGUCUCUCUCCCUUCCUCGCACGCACACUCACCCUCACCCUCCGCGCACCCCCCGCCAGCUCGGCCCCUCCAGCGGGGCCCGGGGGCCGCGGGGGGAAUCCCGGGGGCUGGGGGAAGCCACCCGGAGCCGAGCAGCCCAAAGGAUGUCACCACGUGGCGCACACACCUAGGGGAUGCUCAGUGACACUUCGUCAUGACGCCAUGGUUUCUUGGAGGACAUCCGCACUUUCCUAAUAAAAGCGACAUGCAAAUAUACAGAGAAAAAGAAAAAAAGGAAAAAAAAAAAAAGCUAAUGGGCACCUCUCACUAACAGCUUUGUAGGAAGCACUUUUAAUGUUUUCUCUCAUGCACCCAUACACGCACACACGCGCACACACACACACACACAAAGGUACAACAAUGUGCAUAUAUUUAUUCUGUAAUUUCAAGUGACUAUAAAUUGUAAAGGUAAUGUUUAAUCAUUGUACAGUGAUGCGUCUGGUAUAGCUUUCCUAAUAAAACGUUUUGAAAAAAAAUGCAGAUUAUAUAUAUAUAUAUAUAUAUAUACAUCCCCAAAUAUAUAUAUAUAUAUAGGAAUGCAAAGCUUGAACCUGAAACUUCAGCUUCCCUCCCAGAGAUUUCCUUCCCCCCAAAACCUUGAACGCUAUUUUAUUAAUAACAGUUCGAUGCACUGUGAUGUUAACAGAGAAAAAAAAAAACCUGUACAGCGUCUCUUGCCAAGAUACCACCCGAGACUGUCACAAAUGCGAUUUGCGAUCUGUAUCCGUGCCGCACUGUCCUGACAGUUAAAAAUAUCGGGAAAAUUGGGAGCGCAUCCCGCCGGAGCGCUGCUUCCCGGCCUGCUGGAGGCACUGGGAGGCAUCGCAGGGAUGUUGCCGUUGCUGGCAGCGGGGAGAGCAGUCAGAGGGCUCACAGCCCUCCGGAGCGGGGAUUUAAACCGCAUUUCCAGUUUGGAAUGGGGGGAUGCGAUCUGGGAAAGCAUCCCAGCGGCCGCGCGGCCCUUCUCCCUGCUCCGGCUGCAACCGGAGCGAGACCAAAGACGAUGGGAUUUCCCUGCUCGGGCAGGUCCCGGUUGGUAUCUUGUCCGCGUUGGUGUCGUGUCCCCGUGUCCCCGUGUCCCUGUCCCCGUGUCCCCGCUGGUGUCCCCGUGUCCCCGCCGCUGUUGUGUCCCCGCGGGGCCGGGGCCGGGAGCGGAGCGCGGCCCCGCGCGGCCGCCAGGUGGCGCCACAGCCCCAGCGCUGAGGCCGCGGCGGGGCCGGAGCGCCCGGGCCCGAUCCCGGACCCGCUCCCGGGAUUGAUCCCGGAGCUGAUCCUGGACUCAGUCCUGGAUUCCAUCCCGGAGCCGAUCCCGGUCUGGAUCUUCUCCCGACGCCGCUCCCGGGCCCCGCCCGCCCCGCCCAAUGUAGCCCCGGGCGCCUUAUCCCGGGGCGGGCGGGGCCGCCAAGGGCAGCCCGCACAGCCGGGCGCCCGCGUGGCCGAGGCGCUCCCCUGAGGUCCUUCAGAAUGGGGUUUAUCUAGAAAUACCCAAUGUGUCCAUCAAUGUCAUCUGUCUGAACAGAGGUCAGGGUGCUUUAUCCAGGUGAAUUGAGGUUAUUCCCCCACAGAAUUCCAAAGGUGCUGCUCGGAGCGCUCCUGCCGCUGUCCCGAGGGGACCGGGGUCUGUCCCCUCCCGGCGAAGGGUCACAUUCCCGAGGUCACCCACCUGCCCUCUUUCCUUGGGGAACAGCUCGGUUUCAUCCCGCACAAUGUGUUUUAACAGAGAUAAACCCAUAAAUACUUGUUUUCCCCCCAUGUCGCUAUUUGCAGCUCCAGCCAGGAUGCUCAUGGUGAGCUUUCUCGGGUCCAUCUGUCUUGGGGAGUCAUUUCCCGAGCCUUGGUAGCAGCUGUGUGUGUCUGGAGAUGGAGGGACAGCUCCGAACGUCUGUAAAUCUGGCAUCACCCUCCAUGCCAUCAGUAAAAAUAUUACACGUUAGAAUUUCCUCUGUUCAGUUGAGAUUGUGUUUUCUCACUGCUGCCUUCAACUCUGACCCAUUGGGGUUUGCUCAUUUGUUUGUUUUGCUGGGUUUUUAAUGGAUAGUGGAAGAGCAUGCACGUGCCAAGAGUAUUAAACAUGCAAGUGCAAAGGCCAGAUCCUUCUUAUCAUAAUUGUAAUAAUUACACUGAUAAGCCUACAUGCAAGUGAUGCGUGGAGCUGUAUAAAUCAGGUUAAAGUACAACCCCCAGUGAGAGUGGUGCUGUAUACAUUUUGCAAUGUCCUCAAAGCCCCAAGUGUUCAUACUUGUAUCCAAAUAGAGUAAAGCUGGUUGCAAAUAAUGUUUAUAUUUUAAUUAGACUGCAGAAAGGAAAGAGAAUUUCAUCCUGACUACAGGCAGUAAUCUCACCCGUGGAUGGUGAGCAGAUCUAUUUAUUCAGUGGAAAUAAAUUUGUUCUAUGAGAAUGGAAUUUUGUAUUAAAAGAGAUAAUUUUUGGCUUAUGUUGAGUUAUUUUUCUUUCCUUGCGUAGGAAACUUCCUUUCCCUUGUGUACUGAGAUGAUUUGGGGAUGAUUUGCUCUGGAAGUGUUGACAAUGUCUAAGUGUGAUGUCUAAAGGGUGUUUUGAUGACUUAUUUUGCUUUUUCAUUGUGUUGAGCUGAGGCUGAGUGGGAGGCAGCAUUCCUCCACUGCAGGAAACAGAAGUGGUUCUAUCAUCUCUGACCUACAGUGGGUGACUCUUUGCAUGCUCCAACCUGGAUUCCUCCUAAAUAAUUGGGAGUAUUAAUGAUAAUUCUGUUUUUAUCAGCAGUAACAUUGGUAGCAUUAAUGCUACUGGGAAGGAAUCAAAUAAAAUCAAAUGAUCUGCAGCUUUACUAGAGCUGUUUGAUGGGAUGCUAUUUGAAAUAAAUAUAUUUUUAGCUCAUUUCAUUGUUAUACAAGUACCUGGUAUCAGCUUGAGCUGUGGAGUGCUGUAGUAAAGCCUUCAGCAAGUGUUUGGUUUAUUCCCUCACUGAUCAUUGAAAUUCUUCCUACAGGUGGAAAAGAACAGCAAGGCCAGGUAAGCCCCAGUCCCAGCCAACAACUGCACACAGGGAAAUGGAAAGGAUGAUCCUGGUGCUCAAUUCUUGGUGCUUUUUGUAUUUCCUGGAUGUUGUCAUUGAUGUCACCAUCACACUGUACCCUGGGUUCAAGGAUUUGUUUGGAAAUGGCUUCAUGGAGUUCUUGAGUGCAUCAACAGCAACAGAAAGAUGUUAAAUGUUGUUAUGAAUAAUCUGAAUUUUGGAAAGCCUGUUGCCUGCUGCUCUGGUUAGAUGGUUAUUGGAGAGUGAGAAUCUCAUUCCUUAGGAGAUUUCAGAGAACAUGAGUUAAGCUGUGGCAGCUCAAGAUUUUGUCAGAGACCUUUCCAGGCAAAACCACCUUUGAGUGUGGCAACACAGCUGAUUUGGUUUUAAGCUAGAAAUGUGUGGUUUUGUCCAACUUGUGUUCUCUCUGUGAACUUUGAGAGAACCAGGAGAGAAAGGUCUCUCCAAAAUGUGAGGCUGCAUUCCUGAAGCGCUCAGGUGUGCCAGCAGCACUUGAUGAGCUCUGUGCUGCUUCCACUUGCUUCAAGUACCCACUUCACACAAAAAAAGAUGUGAUGGUUUGGGUUUAGGUUUAAGAGAAAUGCUCAUGUGAAGAAAAGUGUGCAGAAUUUGGCCUUAAGUGUGGGAGUUCAUUGCUCUGGACAUUACUCAACCACGGGGUGCGACUUCUGGCAGCGCUCCAGCCACUCCGGUGUGAGCUUGUUCCAGGAUUGCUCUUCUUCCAAAUGCUUUUACAAUGUGGAUUUAUGGACAUUCGGAAAUCAGACUGCUGUGUGCUGCAUAUUCCUAUUUUCUGAGCUUUUCCAAGGCUUGGUUUUCAAUCCAUAGCGGAGUUUCUCAGUGAAUUUAUGUAUGUAUGUAUUUAUGUGCGGGUUGCACAGUACAACAGAGUUGUUCUCCAUGGAAGAAAUGCAGAUCCACCCAGGAUGGAGCUCACAACAGCUCUUUGUGCAAAAAUUCCUAUUUUUUAAUUCUGGUGUGAAUGGAAAUACAUCUUUUUUUUUCCAGUUCUGGAAAUAUUUCUGGUUUGAUUGGGCAGUGGAAGAAUUGGAAUGUGCUUGGAACAAGCCCUUGAGUGGGAAUGGACUGGAGGCCCAAUUCUGCACCCUUGAAAGCCAGUGUUGAAACACCACAUUAUGCUCAGUUUUAGUCAACAGACUUGAAUGAAGAGCAAAAUCUGAUCUCAGAAAAUUACAUCUAUUAAGUGGAUUCAAGUAUUUUGAGACAAGUACUCCAUGGGACUGUUUCAGAAUAAAAUGAGUGAUGGUACAGAGAUAAUGGGUUUGCCACAAAUUCAGUAAUUUUUAUGAUUGACCUCACUCACAAAUUAACCAAACAUUCUUUAAGGCUUUGGAUUUUAAAAUAAGAACAUUUGCAUCAAGACAAAUUAAAUUAGCUCUAAUGUCCAAGAAUUAAAUUAGCUCUAGUGACCAAGAAUAUUAUUAAUGUAACAAUUGCAAAGUAUUUGGAAAUUAGUAUUAUCUUUUUCUUUGAGACCAAGAAUUUGAAGGUCCCUUCCACCCAGGCCAUCCUGUGAUUCUAUGAUUGACAGGCACUGACAACUGUGCUUCAUACAACUUCUUUAAAAUGUCUUUUCCUUGAGCCUUAUGGUUUCCCAGUUGUAAAAUUCUGUCAUUAUCUCAUUUUUGUUCAGGUUGUUGGGGCAGUUUGGGGGGUUUCUAUGAAAGCAUUGACUUUGCUGCACACAGAGUUCCCCAGGAGUGCUGGCGUGACACUUGUAGGUUAUUUUUGAUUCCUGUGAAAGUGUUUGGAAACACUUCCCUGUGGUGGCAUUUCAACUGGUUGAUAUUGUGAUGGUUUUCAGAAUGGUUCUUUUUUAUGGGAAAAUGAGAGGAAAAGGCUCAAAGAGCAGAGCUAUAGGAAUUCUCUUCCCACAUUCAUGCUGGGUGGUCUCUGUAGGGUGGAUGGUGCAUCAAUCCUGAUAUUUCUGAAUGUUAAGGACAAUAAUCUGAAGUAUGGGGUUAUUUCUGGGCAUUAUUUAGGGGUAUGGACAUGCAACACUCAGCUGUUGGAUGCCUCAAAAAGAACAGAUACCAACAAAGAGCAGAGCACAAUAUAAAAUAUUCAUGACCAAGUCCUAUGUCCUAUCCUGAAUCUUUAAUGUCCAUUUACUUUUCCUAACGUCUUUAUUUUUCCACUAGAAUUUUCUAAAUCUCUCAAGAAUAUCCUACAUAUUCCAUGCAUCCUGAAGAGAUAGUUCAGGUUAGCCAAGGACUGACUCUCUCUGUACUUGGGAAUUCCAACAAAUGUCACUGCCUGUGGAGGAAUAUCCUGCCCAUGGCAUGUGGCACAGCAAUUUGGCUUGUCCUUGGAGCACGGUGCCAGGGAGGGAGGUUCUCUGCAGUGAUGAGAUUUUGCAGUAGGGCUUGAAUGAUUCCAAGCAGAAUUUCCUGAAUUGUGAUAAGUCACUAUUGGAAUGGGAAAGACUUCAUUUGUGCUGCUGCUUCUGGCGGCACUGCCAUCCCUGCUGGUGCUGGUGGCACCUGGCACCAUUCCUGAGGAGGGACUCUUGUAAAAGUUACUCUAAAAAAAAACCACCAACCAACCAAAAAAAAGCUGAAGAAAAGUUUGGGAGUCUUUAUCCAACAGGAACCAUCUUAUCUGAAGUUAAUGACUCUCCCCAGAUGUUACAGUGGCAUUAAUAUACUGCUUAUGGGGCUUUUAUGCUUUUUUUUCUUGUUUUCCGUUGCUUUUCCACAGACAGUAGCUGGCUUACACAUUAAAGAAUUACAGGAAUGUAUUUGCUGAUCAUUUUUCAGGCUCUACUUGUUUAAAACUAGGUCAGUCACGACAGUAACUGUCCUAAACUGAGUUUUCUAGAAAGAUACAUAAAUUUUUGGUUUUAUACUUGGUCUCUAAGUUAUUUUAUGUGUAUAAAUAUAUAUAUAAGAUGUCCAUUAUCUGAAUAACCCUUGUACCAAAGUUUGUCAUUGAACUUUGGAAGCUUUGGCUUUGCAAAUCAAAGUUAAUUAAUGGUUUGGGGUUUUCUUUUGUUCUGGGAUUGUUUGGUUUGAUUUUAUCAGGAGUAUGACCAGAGAGAGGGAAGAAAUGCAGUGUGAAAAUUGUAAUCAAACUGUGCUUUUAAUAGGACUUAAAUUUUAAUUCUUGUGCUUCUUUGGGAAGUGAAGGAGCUCUGCUCCAAAGAGCACAGGAAUUGCCACUCAGAGCUGAAAUGUGUUCACUCUGCUGUGUCCUGAGAGUGCCCAGCAUGGUCUGACUCAAAGGGAGAUGCUAGAAAUUCCCAUUAGUGAGAUUUCAGGGUUGGAUGGGACCAGCUAAUCUGCUCCACCUGAGAAAUCCGGUCCUUGGGGUCCUGCACCACUGGAGGUACUGGCCCAGCGUGCACAGGGAGCACAUAGAAAACUCAUGUUUAGUGUUUUGGUGAAAAAUGAGCUUUACAAAAAUUAGGCAUUGGUAAUGGAUGCUGGCCAGUUGUCUGCGUUUUUUAGGGAACACAUCCAGGUUUCUCUGGUGCUGUUAAACUGCCAUGAAAGGGCAGGACUGAUCCAUUGUCCUCAAAGCACUGCUGGAAUAGAUUGUAGCUAAAUGCGUUCUUCUUAAUCAGAGAGACAUUUCCUGUGGCAUCACUUCUGUUAUGUUUUCUUGCAGUGACCCAAAAACCUGGCUGCUUUGGAAAGUGGAUAGUAUUGGCAAGCAAAGAAAUAUGGCAAGUAAAAGUCUUUUUUAGAUCCAGUUGAUGUCAGUGUUUUCUUCAAAGGAAGGGCAUGUCACAGCCCUGAGGGGUCCUGACAAGGAGUAAAGGCACUGAUUAAGGCAAAGAUUUUUUGUUCAGUCCGUGCUUAAUUCUCCCCUUCAGUUUUAAACCAACAAAGAAUUGUGGAUGGAUCUAAUUUAUACAGAAAAUAUAUAUGUGUAUUCCUCCUGUUGGCAGUGGGGGGCUGUGACUACAGCCAGGGAGGCUGAUGGAAAGAAUGGCAAUUGUUAAGCUGUGACAAGUGGGAGUCUUGCCAAGGCUGACAGUGAGAACAGCACCUGAAAGUGAAGUGCCUCUCGCUGGCUUAGAGACAGCCAAUAACUACAUGAAAUUCUUGUUGAAAACCCUUGUUUUAGAGCAGGUAACAAAUAGAACCCAGACCCUAUUUUUCCUGCUUUUGGCCCAAGCUCUCAACAGCCUGCAGGUCGCUGGCAUUCCCAGAAUUGCUUUUUUCCUGUCUGCAUGCACAGGUCCUCCUUGGGCUGAGGACACACCCUGACCCCUCUGCUUGUGCCUGGCGUGGAGACCAGCUGAAAACACGGUUCUCUCUGUUGGGUUUUUCUGUAGAGUGGUGUAUUGCACCUCAAGACUUCCCUCUGCCCUGCCUGGAGUGCCCUCAGCUUGCUGGCAGCCUCGCCAGGUUGGCCGUGGUGGUGUCACAGGCCUUUGCCAGCCCCUCCGAGCCAACCAGAGUCUGUCCAAGCCUUCAGAGCACAAAGCCCUGAUAAGAAGGAUCUCUAACAGGUACGCUUCAGGGAUAAGGAGGAGAUGUUCCUAAAAUUAGUUGCUGUCAGCUCCAAGCAGGAGUGAGUGCCUCGUGUGUCACGGAAACGCUGAGUAUGUGCAGAAUAUACUGUGUGUGUAUCUAAGUAUGUACCUAUAAUUACACUAUUGAAGUGUAAAAUUCAAUCCUUGCAAACUUCUGGGAGAUUCAGGAAUGUGGCUUGCUUUGGACUGUAAUUAAAAUAUGGGCAUUUUGAUUAAAAAUAGCUCCUUUCCGACCUACAUUCCCGAUGUAGGUCAGUGGAGGCACUUCUCAGACAUAUUAGCAUUUUGGACACUUAAUCUUAGCAGCAUAUUGCAUCUCCUAGAAUAGGUUAGGAGAGGCAAGGCAGGAGGAAUUGCUGCAUCUCGAGUCACCCACAGAGGUUGCCAAGUUUCUCAGGCACCAGAGAGGCAGAAUAAUGAGGAUUAUAUUUAAUUCGGGCUGGAGAGGCAACCGUGGGGUGUUGAGCAGAGGCAGCUCAGAUCAUCUUGUCUCUGUGGGGGAGGGAGAAUUUAUAACUCUAGCUCACUCCAAAGCAAGCUGUGUGUGCAUUUGUGUGUAUAUAUAUAUUUAUAUAUAUGUAUAUACAAAUCUGGAUGUGUAUAUAACACCCUGUGUAUAUAUGUAUGUAUGUAUAUGCCUACAGUGUACAAUAUGUGUAUCUAUAGAAAUGUAUACAUUUAUAUGAAUUUAUAUUUCUCUAUAUAAAUAGUCAUGCAACUAUGGGAAAUCACAUUUCCACAGCGUGUCCUUUUCUGUAACACCCCGCCCCCCAAAAAAAAAAGCUGCUUCCAUUAAUGUCAUAUUGCACAAAUGUCUUCAAUUUUCUGUUUAGAAAGGAGUGGUGCUUAGUGGCUGAGUGCAAGCCUGGAAGGUUUUUACUCUUCCAGAGGACUUCCAGUAAAUCAUGACUUGCUCCAGAGCUGUUCCACAUUUGUGAGAUAAAGUGGUGGCCAAAAUGACUCAGGGCUGGUUUUACAGGCAAAGGAAAGGGUUGUUGACUGUGCACUGGAAGCCUCUGUUAUGCUCUCAGAGUUUUGAAGGUGAAAUAUCUGCACUGAUAAUUACUCUGGUUGCUGUUAAUUUCCCAGCUAUUGGCUUGAACGAGGGAAAAAAAGAUGAAUUUCCUGCUCUAAAGUAAGUUAUCUGAAGUCUGAUUAUGUUGCCUCAGUGAUGUAUGGAUUUCCAUUUAGGGUCAGGAUGUUGGGCUGUAAAUCAAGAAUCUGAGCUCAGUGAACAUCUAGUUUGGGAUGUGGUUUUUAUGUUCUAAUUGAUUUUAAAUAAUUUCAAUUCAUUAUCAGAACAAGCUAUACCUUAAUUCAUGAUAAGCUCAAAGAAUUUCUCAUUCAUAUCAGGGUGAAUUUUGCACUUGACUUCGGUGGGGUUGAAUGAGGUCAGAGCAUUUCAUUCAGCACUGGCAUAAAAACAAUCUUGUAGUUGUGCAACUAUUAAUUAAAAUUGUAAUUUUGUAAUAAAAGCAGCCUAAAAAUGA
Messenger RNA from Corvus hawaiiensis (hawaiian crow), 14138 nucleotides. It is a transcript of the gene SLITRK3, whose product is annotated as SLIT and NTRK like family member 3. Gene Ontology annotation, molecular function: protein binding. Gene Ontology annotation, cellular component: postsynaptic density membrane; GABA-ergic synapse. Gene Ontology annotation, biological process: regulation of presynapse assembly; positive regulation of synapse assembly; axonogenesis. The transcript has 2 exons. Bases 1647 to 4481 code for a protein of 944 amino acids. The record is from RefSeq and is a predicted model, not a curated record. Lineage: Eukaryota; Metazoa; Chordata; Aves; Passeriformes; Corvidae.